Dryobates pubescens (Downy woodpecker) is the source of this 2367-nucleotide messenger RNA. It is a transcript of the gene PSME3, whose product is annotated as proteasome activator subunit 3. The record is from RefSeq and is a predicted model, not a curated record. Gene Ontology annotation, cellular component: cytoplasm; nucleoplasm; proteasome activator complex. Lineage: Eukaryota; Metazoa; Chordata; Aves; Piciformes; Picidae. Gene Ontology annotation, molecular function: endopeptidase activator activity. Gene Ontology annotation, biological process: regulation of G1/S transition of mitotic cell cycle; positive regulation of endopeptidase activity; regulation of proteasomal protein catabolic process. Bases 130 to 894 code for a protein of 254 amino acids. The transcript is spliced from 11 exons.
CGGCGGGCGCGCGCGGCAUUGGCGGGCGCGCCGUUGUGAGGUCACUUCCGGUGGCGGCGACGCCGGUGUUGGGGCAGGCGGUAGCGCGGCCCCGCGCCAGAGCAAGACCCGGACCCGCCCGCUGCCGCCAUGGCCUCGCUGCUCAAGGUGGAUCCGGAGGUGAAGCUCAAGGUUGACUCCUUCAGGGAGCGGAUCACAAGUGAGGCUGAAGACCUGGUGGCAAACUUUUUCCCAAAGAAGCUGUUAGAACUUGAUGGGUUCCUCAAGGAGCCUAUCCUGAACAUCCACGAUCUCACUCAGAUCCACUCGGACAUGAACCUCCCGGUGCCUGACCCAAUUCUCCUCACAAACAGCCAUGAUGGGCUGGAUGGGCCAAAUAUGAAAAAGAGGAAGCUGGAAGACCCCGAAGAGACCUUUCAGGGUACCAAAGUGUUUGUGAUGCCUAAUGGGAUGCUGAAGAGCAACCAGCAGCUGGUGGACAUCAUUGAGAAAGUGAAACCAGAAAUCAGGCUGCUCAUUGAGAAGUGUAACACGGUCAAAAUGUGGGUGCAGCUUCUCAUUCCCAGGAUAGAAGAUGGAAACAACUUUGGUGUCUCUAUUCAGGAGGAAACAGUGGCUGAGCUUCGAACUGUGGAGAGCGAGGCAGCAUCCUACCUGGACCAGAUUUCUAGAUACUACAUCACAAGAGCAAAGCUGGUCUCCAAAAUAGCCAAGUACCCUCACGUGGAGGACUACCGCCGCACGGUGACCGAGAUCGACGAGAAGGAGUACAUCAGCCUGCGCCUCAUCAUCUCCGAGCUGAGGAACCAAUAUGUCACUUUGCAUGACAUGAUCCUUAAAAACAUCGAGAAGAUCAAGAGGCCUCGGAGCAGCAACGCUGAGACCCUCUACUAAGUGUCAAUGUUUGAACUUGAGAACUGUUCAGUCAACUGAAGACCGUCAUUGCCUUGGUUUGUUACGUGACUAUGGAGAUGGGAAGCUGGCUGGAAAUAGUCUUGCAUUGUUAGUUAAACUCUAAAGAAAUUCUCGCCUAGUUUUGUGAUUGGUUUUGUUCAGGCCUCAGGAGCUCUCCCUCCCUCUAGUAACUGGUAAUGGGAAGGCUGCUUUGGGGUGCCCUAGGGGCUGCUGCAGAGAGCACCAGCCAGGCAGGAACAUUCCUUCAUGCCUUGCUUCCUACCCGAGUAGGAACCACAGUAGAGACCAAGCCCUUGCCCUGUCCCAUCUCCUGUCUGGAGGUUUCACUGGGGUCCCUGGGGCAGGCUGUUCAGCAGGAGGGUGAGCCCAGGUGGUGGGGCAGUGUGGGGAAGCUUCUUCCUCACUGCUGGCUGUAGCUGUGCCCCUCUGCCAAGGGGGGACCCUGCCCCUUCGGGGCUCUGCACUCCUGUUCUGCCCUCGCUGCCUCCUGCCCUGCCGGCUGUGGUGCAGAGUGCUGGGUGGUGCUGGGGGCUGGGGGCUGCCCUGCUGCUCGGCAGCUCAGGUGGCUUCUGCUCCUCUUUGCCAUUCAGCUGGAGCUACUUUCUUGGCUGAAACCAAUGUUACUUCACAUAGGGUUUAGUGCUCCUUCAGCAGAAGCUCUUGCCCAGGCUGAGGGAAUGGAGAGGCUGGAGGUCUGAUGCUGAAGCCCUGGUGGUCUCCAUACCUGGACAGACAGAGCUGCUGCCUCCUGGCAGAGCUCCCUGCUGCAGGGCAGAGCUGGCCAGCUGAGGCAGCUUGGGGUGAAGGUGGCCAGUGCCUGCCCAGGACCUCUGCAGACCUUGCAGUCUUUCCCUGCAUGGGCACAGCUGUGUGCCCAGUGACUGCCAGCCACUGGGACGUUUGGUGCUCCACUGCAAACCACCUCUGGGGUGGCUGGCUGUGUCCCACCAGCCUGUGUGUGGCUGCAGGCUGCUCCAGGACGUUUUAUUUAUUUCUGCUGAAGUGCUCUGCUGGGGAGGGGUGAAUGAUCUGUUCAGGAACCUUGCUGGCACACCUGGAUGCCCUCCUUGUGCAGUACCUUGCAGUAGUGUUGCCCUCGUUGUGCCCAUGGGGACAAAUGGAGCAAGCUCCCCCUGCCCUCCUUUUUGUACAUCGUUUCUUCUGCCUCCACACCUGGGAGCUCUCUUGUCUCUUGCUGGUUUCCCAGGCCUUUGCCUAAGAGUGUGGGGGGCUGCUGGCCCUUUGCUAUCGACUCUUCUGUUGUUUGUAGUCAGUCAGCUCUUAGUCUUCCCGCUAAUAAAUAUUCAGUAACAAACCAACUGCGUCCUGGCUGCUGUCUGGGAGCAGCCCAGCCCCUCCUGCUCCUUUGUAUUGAUGAUUCCUUUGAACCUGUUUGGCUCUGCCUGAUCAAAGUGUGUAAACUUUACCAUGUCAAGAAAUUAAAACAAGGUA